GGUCUGUCCCCGGGAAAAGGAAGCGUGGCGGGGUCAUUCGCCGUGGAGUAGACGUUUUUGCCGUAUGUUAUCGUCGGGAAAACACCAGUUGAUCGGAAAACUUUCCAUUCGUUCACUCCUUUUCUUUUAGUAAUUUAUUUUUGGACAUUCCGAAAGGAAAAUUUAUUUGUCAGGGAUCAGAACUGCGUAACGGACGUGCAUAGUUAUAAUUUGAAUCUUCUUCAUUGAAAAGGCAAACUAGGGUUUUUUCUAUUCACUCCUGGGGUUGAAUAGAGAGAAACGAAUUCAGUGAUGGAAGGUUCGGAUCGAAUUGAUGAGCGGACAUUUAGGAUUAAUUUCAGCGGGGAUGGAGUGGCAAAGCUGCGAGAGACAGUGAAGGAUAAGUUGAAGGAGUUUAUGGGGGAUUACACCGAUGAUAUUCUUGUGGAAUAUGUCAUUGUUUUAGUCAGAAAUGGCAGGCCCAAAGGAGAGGCAAGGAAUGAACUAAAUGUGUUUCUGGAGGAUGAUAGUGAAUCUUUUGUUUCCUGGCUCUGGGAUCACCUCUCUUCAAACUUACAUCUGUAUGUGCAAGCUGAAGAAACUUGUCAUGAUGAAGUGACUAAGACAAAGCCUAUAUUGGUUGAACAGACAGAAAGAAAUGAUCCUAAGAAUCUAGACUAUGAAUCUGAAAGGGAAAAGUUGACUAAGGAACCCAGGAGUCGACGGAAUAGGGAAUGGAAAGGACUGGUAAGAGAUGUAGCUGAACCCCCUCCUCUUCGAAGCUCAGAGAUUGACAAUUUCCACCCAGAGGCAAAGACUCAUCAAGGAUCUGGCCAUAAUAAACGAUCACCUUCUCCCCAACCUUCACAUCAAAGGAAACGGAAUCGGCAAGAUGAUCUGAAACCAAUAAAGAGAGAGCUAAGCUCCCAUCCAACCAUUGAUGCCCCUCGUCGGCUACUUCAAUUUGCUGUGCGAGAUGCAGUUGGGUCUUUAAGGCCAUCAAAUUCAAGAACAGAGCCAGCAUCAAAGCGUCUUCUUUCUGUAGUUUCAACAUCCACAGGGGAUUUGUCCUUAGAUGAUCGAUCACAGAGGAUAAGAUCAGUUGCAAGAGUGCCGAAUACAAUGACAAGUGCAAUUAAAGCAACAACAGAAGCUGCUGAAGAUGUAAUCAGGUCUAAAUGUUCUGGAAAUGUGUUCAACUGCUUGGAGCAGAGUACGAAUGUGUCAGGGGCAACUACCCAAGCAUCAGGAUAUCGAAUACCUACUAUGGAAAACAGAGAAUAUGGUGAUCUUGAACAAGAUGGAGGAGUGACUGGUUCAGAUUAUAUGCAAGGACAUGAUUAUGGUGAACUGGCUGGGAAGAUGGCGAUGCUGGACAAGGGUGCUUGCUUGACACCUGAUUCGGUAUCUGAUAAUGAUGGUUAUGAUGAUAUCAAUGUUGUGGAUCACAGGGUUAUAGAUGCUUCUCAGGCUGGUACAUCUGUUGGAGACAAGGAUGGAGAUUCACUAAUGGUGCAGUACAGAGUAGCUAAAAACACUGAUGAGGCUACGAGGAAAACAUGGAUGAAAGAUCAGGUUCCACCUUUGGUGGCAAACACUUCUCGUAAGAUUGUGAACAUCUCAGUGAAUGUAAAUACAUGGAAACCACCGCACUACAAGACAUCGGGGGAGGUGAGGGACAUGGAGAAUAGAAAAACUUUACAGGACAGUGGGGUGGGUGAAGUCAAGGGCCUUCGGUUCAUGAAAGAGAACAGCAAUGUUGCUGCUGGUAUUGAGAAUGAAUCACCUAUGCAGACUCAUCAGGAAUCUCAAAAGACUGUGCCUCCUUCGACUUGUUCAUAUUCCACUAGUCGUCCUUCAGAUGAUGCUGAUUCUAGAACUGUCUUUGUCAGCAAUGUUCAUUUUGCUGCCACCAAAGAUACCCUUUCUCGACAUUUCAACAAGUGUGGUGAAGUUCUCAAAGUUACUAUAGUGACUGAUGCAGCAACUGGACAACCAAUAGGGUCUGCCUAUGUGGAGUUCAUGCGCAAGGAGGCAGCAGAGCUUGCGCUAUCUCUAAAUGGAACCUCUUUUAUGUCACGUAUUCUGAAGGUUGUGAUGAGGGCCUCUGCUCAUCAAGAAACUGCUCCCAUGAUUAGGCCCCGAAUGGCACGAGCCUUGCCAUUUGCUGCUAGGCUUGCCAGGGUUCCAUUUCCCAGAGGCAUCCCAGGUGCAUUCAGGGCCCGCCUCCCACUUAAAACAGGCGCUCGGAGCUUGCAGUGGAAGCGAGAUGCUCCGAUGACUACAGCUACUGAGGGUGCUGUUAAUGUUCAGAAUGGAGCAACACCCUCCAGCAAUGUACCAUCUCUAACUAAACGGAAUCUCACAUAUGUUCGAACAGAGCCUAAACCAGGUGGUAGUUCGGGUCCAUCUUAGUUCUAAAUUCUAACAAUUGUUCUUCCAGUUAGCCCCAACUGGCUGUGCAGCAUGCAACCUUUUCCUGGCAAGCAAAAAUCUGAGAGGCGAUUCUGCUUCCAUUUCCCAUUGCCUUGGAUUGAUAUAUGCUUGAAAAGCAGCCAGCUCAUAUCAGUUUUUCGCCCAGCAAGGAUCAUUAGUUUAUGAAGGGUAGAGGCUCUCUGUUUUCUUUCAAAAAUUUUGGGGAACAAAGAAAGUUAAUAUACAUACGCGAGUGGGAUGUCUUCAUUUUUUUUUCUCUGUGAAUUGUUUUCCCAGAGCAAUUUCUGCGAGAGGUGUAGAAGGAAAUGUGAAUACGAGGGAAGUAUUCAUUGGGAGACUGGAGACACAGUACAUGCCUUUGAUGCAUAAAUAGAAUGUUCAUACUCAAGCUGCGGAAUCUCCGUCGCUCUUCUGUGAAACGAUUGGAGUGGAGCAUGAUGCACCCAUACAUGUGUGUUUUUGACAGUUGAAAUUUCGUUAUAUUUUGUUUUGUUUUAUGCUUUCAUGUAAAUCUCAUUGCCUUUGAAAAGAAAAAGAGAGAAAAGAAUCCUUACAUAUUAUAAUGAUCA
This is a messenger RNA of Nelumbo nucifera (sacred lotus), 2984 nucleotides long. RefSeq lists its product as uncharacterized. Gene Ontology annotation, cellular component: nucleus; cytoplasm. The record is from RefSeq and is a predicted model, not a curated record. Gene Ontology annotation, molecular function: poly(A) binding. Gene Ontology annotation, biological process: regulation of mRNA stability. Lineage: Eukaryota; Viridiplantae; Streptophyta; Magnoliopsida; Proteales; Nelumbonaceae.